AUGUAUCCACGACCCCACGUCCCUCGCAGGCACAAGGGCCAACGCCGCGAUACCUUUCUAGCCACGAACUGGGCACACAUCGAGUUGCCCAUCGAAUGCAAGUCGAACGGCUCUGGAGACCCUUUCGACGAUAAGCAGCCAAAUGGCGAGCCGAAGACCGCGAAGCGCAGGGACGCCCUCGGCCAAAUCUUGUCUUACGCCGAGCUUGUUCUCGAGUAUCAGCAGCGCACUCACCUCUUCAUGCUCGUCUUCUUCGGAAAGUACUAUCGCAUCGUCCGAUUCGAUCGCUCUGGCAUCUUCGCGACGCAGAAGAUGGACUACUUACUCAACGAUCGACUGCUUAUCGAGUUCAUCUGGCGCUACGUCCAACUCUCUCCUGAGGAUCGCGGGUACGAUACGACCGUUCUCCGUAUCGACCAAAACAGCGAACUUGCGGGGAAAAUGCGUCAGCGUCGGGACGACCUUGAGAAGGCCCAACCGGAUCAUUACCUCACGGCCCUCUGGACGGAGGCGCUUGAUUCUCGUCGACCGUGGUGGAAAGUCAAGGUCGAAGACGACAUCACCAAGAAGGAUCUUUGGUAUGUCGUUGGAAAGCCCAACUUCCAAGCACCUGGAGUUCGGGGUCGCGGGACGCGUGGCUACGUGGCUCUCCCUUUGAAGAUCGGGGAGGACGGAGAACAGCUCGGCGAGAAGUUCGUCUACCUCAAGGACGCGUGGCGUGUCGUGGCUGAGGGUAUCAUGCCCGAAGGUACAACCUUGAAGACGCUCAACGAUUACAAAGACGUACCAUUUAUCCCUACGCUUCUCUCUCAUGGCGACGUCACUGGGCAGUCGACACGGUCUCCGGUGGUCUGGGAGUUGCUUCACCCUGGGAAGACGUGUCCACUGAAGCAGCAUCAACACUACCGUAGCGUCGUUGCCGAGGUCGGCAAGCCACUUUCAUCCUUCAAGGAUAGCUAUCAGCUUGUGAAGGCGGUGUAUCACUGUGCCCUCGCACACAGAGCGGCUUACAAGCAUGGAUAUAUUCAUAGAGAUAUCAGCGCAGGAAAUAUCCUGCUGUAUCCGAAUAAGAACGGUCACUGGUGCGGGCUUCUCAACGACUGGGAGCUCGCCAAAGAUCGCAACCGGGAACUCAUUCCACGACAACUCGAACGGACGGGGACUUGGCAAUUUCUUUCCGUCAAUAUACUCGACGAUCCUGGCAGCGUUGUCGUCAUCGCUGACGAGCUGGAAUCGAUGUUUCACGUCGUCAUCUACUAUGCUGUCCGC
Messenger RNA from Dichomitus squalens LYAD-421 SS1, 1269 nucleotides. RefSeq lists its product as uncharacterized. Gene Ontology annotation, biological process: protein phosphorylation. The record is from RefSeq and is a predicted model, not a curated record. The annotation marks the transcript as partial. Gene Ontology annotation, molecular function: protein kinase activity; ATP binding. The transcript has 3 exons. NCBI's taxonomy places the organism in Eukaryota, Fungi, Basidiomycota, Agaricomycetes, Polyporales, Polyporaceae.